Alligator sinensis (Chinese alligator) is the source of this 2999-nucleotide messenger RNA. RefSeq names its product ring finger protein 41 (gene RNF41). Gene Ontology annotation, molecular function: ubiquitin protein ligase activity. Lineage: Eukaryota; Metazoa; Chordata; Crocodylia; Alligatoridae. Gene Ontology annotation, biological process: regulation of canonical NF-kappaB signal transduction; positive regulation of JNK cascade; protein K63-linked ubiquitination. Bases 1315 to 2268 code for a protein of 317 amino acids. The transcript is spliced from 7 exons. The record is from RefSeq and is a predicted model, not a curated record. Gene Ontology annotation, cellular component: plasma membrane signaling receptor complex.
CUGCCCCGAGGCCCUUCCCCCACCCCCCACUUGGGCUGGGGGCUCCACGCCCACGUUCCAGUCCCUCGUAGCAGGUGCGUUAGCAGCAGGGUGGAGCCGCGGGGCGGGGCCAGGCCCCGCCGGUGCCUUUGGCUUCGCUUGCUUUCCCUGGGAAGAGCCUGCUGCCUCAAUGCUGCUGCGCUGUGGCAGGUUUUGGGCCCCGUUGCGGUGCCUUGUGUGGAUAUGUCGACCUUCGCACAGGGGGGUGGUGCUGGUCAUGCAGCGCCCCCGGGCAGGAGCACGGGGAAGCAGAGGUGUUGUUCUGGGGGGAGAGGGGGCGUUCUCCUGGCUUGCAGCUGAGCCCAGCUGUGUGCGUGGGCGAGUUCAGGGCUCCCUGCCGUACGCAGACAUGCUCCCGCCCUGCGCGCCUCGAGCCGGGACCACCGGCUUCACAGCAUCUCUUGCUCCAAGGAGCUCCCUGGGUCUCUCCAGGGCUGCGCUUGGCAGCAGCAGAUGCAAAAGGCCCAGUCAAGGUCUGCAAACGCAGCGAAGCCUUUGCACCGAAGGACGGCAUCUCGCCUGCUGUAACUGCGGGGCUGGAGGUGGGCGGGUUCCCGGGGCAGGCGUCUCUUGGACUGUCCGUCUCCCUCUGUGCCCUGUCGCUCUGCCUCAGAGCGAGGGCACUUCCUGCCCAUGCGUUUCGGAGCCGGAGCUCCCUGCCGUCGGUGUUUGUAACGCUAAAGCGAGCCAGGGACUUGUAGGAGAGCCGGGUGUUUCGUAAGCCGCUGAGGCGAUGGCAGGAGCUAUAUUUAGAAAGUUGCGUAACCUGCCCGUGUUGCAUUUACCUACCGGGCAAGUGUUUUUAUUCUGCCUCCAAACGCUGAUGUCAAAUCAUCCCCAGAUGGAAGCUUCCUCCUCGCUGCAACUGGGCUGCAUCCACCCCUGCCAGCACGAGAUGCUUCUCUCCUUCCCUUACCGGGGCUUGUUUGUGCCGGCAGGGCUGAGGUGGGCCAGUGCGUCGCUGGGAAGUGCAGCGGUGGGGGAGGAAAUCCCUCUGCACUGGGCAUGUCGAGGGACCCGGUCCUCUGGAACCAGGGGGAAUGAGAUGGGAAUGGUCUCCCCAGUGAAAGCAGCACAGAUCGUCCUGUCUGACCUGACCGGCCCGUGGGUGCAGAUCUCAGUCCCAGAAGCAUGGCCAUGUAGUCUGGAAGAGGAGGAGGGAGGGGAAAGAUGGGCCACGGGGGGCGCCUUGCUGAAGAGAGCAGACUGAGCCUGAGGCCGUGCCGUUCAGGGAGGAAUUCUGCUGCAGAAGGGUUGUGGCACCGGUGACGAGCGAUGGGGUAUGAUGUUGCACGCUUCCAGGGGGACGUUGAUGAAGACCUCAUAUGCCCCAUCUGCAGCGGGGUCCUGGAGGAGCCGGUGCAGGCCCCGCACUGCGAACACGCCUUCUGCAACGCCUGCAUCACGCAGUGGUUCUCACAGCAGCAGACGUGCCCCGUGGAUCGGAGUGUGGUAACAGUUGCCCAUCUGCGCCCCGUGCCGCGCAUCAUGCGCAACAUGCUGUCCAAGCUGCAGAUUGCCUGUGACAACGCUGAGUUCGGCUGCACAGCCGUCGUGCGCCUCGACACCCUGGCGGCCCACCUGGGUGACUGCCAGCACAACCCCAAGCGCCCCGUCACCUGUGAGCAGGGCUGCGGGCUGGAGAUGCCCAAGGAUGAGCUGCCCAACCACAACUGCAUCCGACACUUGCGCUCGGUGGUGCAGCAGCAGCAGGGCCGCAUCGCCGAGCUGGAGAAGGCCUCAGCUGAGCACAAGCACCAGCUGGCUGAGCAGAAGCGGGACAUCCAGCUGCUGAAGGCAUACAUGCGGGCCAUCCGCAGUGUCAACCCCAACCUGCAGAACCUGGAGGAGACCAUCGAGUACAAUGAGAUCCUGGAGUGGGUGAACUCGCUACAGCCAGCCCGGGUGACACGGUGGGGUGGUAUGAUUUCCACGCCGGACGCAGUGCUGCAGGCCGUCAUCAAGCGGUCACUGGUGGAGAGCGGCUGCCCAGCCUCCAUCGUCAACGAGCUGAUCGAGAAUGCCCAUGAGCGCAACUGGCCGCAGGGCCUGGCCACACUGGAGACGCGGCAGAUGAACCGGCGCUACUACGAAAACUAUGUGGCCAAACGCAUCCCUGGCAAGCAGGCCGUGGUGGUGAUGGCCUGUGAGAACCAGCACAUGGGCGAGGACAUGGUGCUUGAGCCCGGCUUGGUCAUGAUCUUUGCCCACGGCGUCGAGGAGAUCUAGGCCCUCGGCCCCCUCAAACCCUAAUCAGGGCAUUAACCCCCCCCACCGCCCUGCCAGCCUCGCUUCACCUUUGGAUGCUCCCGGACAGGUCCCAGCCGGGCUGGGCGGCUGCAGCGCAGGGCCCUGCCGGCUCGGGGGCAACUCUGGCUCCUGGAGGUUUCUUUGCUCCUCUUGAACAGCACAAGCCCCUCCACGGUGCCACAGACUCGCACAGGACAUGGCCCCUGGGCUGCCCGGCACCCCCUUCCUCACUGCCUUUGGACCUGUUUUGUCCCCUUGCUGGCUUCUCCCGCCCAGAGGGGUGGAAAGGUAGCAGUCGCAGGUGAACCCCAGGGCUUGGGGCACCUCGAUGCAUCCCUCUGAUAGCCAGGACUUGCCUGGGGACCCAGACAGUGGAGACUGCUGCUCCACACAGCCCUGGCUUCCAGGGCCCAGUUGCACAGGGAUGGAGGGUGCUGACAAACCCGCCCUAGACUGGCAGGGGCUUAAGCCAGAGGCAAUUUGAAUCUGAGCCCUGGAAGAAUUUGACUUUUCCUCUGGGGCCAUGGGUUGUAGGCAGGGGGGAGCCAGGAGCUGCCCUCUCUGGCCCCUUCCCGGCCCCUGGAGGGAGAGGCUGGGUGCUUGCCCCUGCCAUGGGGCAGCAUUGUGCACCCAUGCCACCCCUGGGGCUGUUCUUCCAGCCCCUUGUGAUUGUGGUUCGAUGAUGAUGAUUAAUUUUUUUUGUACGUUUC